AAAAAGGACGCAGACGGGCUGCCUGCGUUCGCCAUUCCGGAAAUCGGAGAGGGCGGGGGAAUUAAGUUUUCUGUCUUGCUGGUAACUUGUGGUUUUGCUUCCCUCCGCCUCCCCUCUGGACACAGCUUCUCCAUCUCUCUGAGAAAACUGAAACCUUUUGACUGUCAAGAGAAGCAAAAACUGAUAGAUGAAGCCCGAGAAAACUACGAGCAUGAAAUCAAUUGGUGCAUCAACUUGAUAGAAGACUACAGAAUCAGAGUAGGUUGCUGCUCGUUCAGAGGGUCCUUCUUGGAGUAUUGUUCGGACGCCAUGAGUUACCCAGUUCGAAAAGAAGCCCCUCACAACCUCUCCCAGAUGAAUUUCCCCCAGGUCGAGGAAGGGGACUCCCAGGGGUCUCUCUCUGAGACCCCGCCCAACCAGCGGGUGAAGAAAGUCCUUCCCGACCGGACGCGGGCGUUGAGGGACCGAGCCAACGGGAAGAUUGUGGAUUUCAUCGUGAAGGCCAAGGGGGCCGAUGGGCACCUCCGGUCUGUCCUGAAGAACGAGAAGCCCUCCAGGUGGCUGGCCCGCUUCCUCCACGCCCGUCCGUACCUGAGCAGCGUCGAGACGUACCUGGAAGACGACUCCCAGCAGGACCGCGUCUUCAGCCAUUUGCAAGGGGUGUAUCGAGCGAUCGACCCAGAUACCUUGCCCCUGGUGAAUGGAGACCAGGUCAAAUUCAUCCUGGACGUCCUUUUUCCUGAGGCCAUCAUCUACGCCAUUUCCGCCAUUGAUCAGAUCGAUUACAAGAAGGCAGAAGAUAAGUAUAUUAAAGGACCACUGGUGAGCCAAAGAGAGAGACAAAUAUUUGAAGAAGAAAUUUUGGAGCAGAAGAGGAAGCAGCAGAUGGAGAGAGGAUCCCUGGAGGACUGCCUGUGAAACCUUCUCCGACCUGACCUGCAUAGGCAGCCUCUCCUCUGAUGAGUCCGAGCGCACUUAUUUUGUAUAAGAUGAGACACUUUAUUUUUUAAGUACUCGCCUUGACAUCCGAUGAAAUGUGCUUUAAUAAGUGGAUGUGGCCCCCGUAUUAACUGCCUGCCCAGCCAGCGACUAGAAGAAAUUUCACAAUCAAUUUCUGGUGUUGAUACCAGCCCAGCGCCGCGUCGGGCAACACCUGGGUGUUUAAAAUAAACCAUUAAAAACACCACCAGUGUCUGCCGUGCAGAGAGACUGGCCAUAACUCUUAAGACAGGAACCAGGUGGUCUUUCUGACGUCUGCAGACUAUGGCUCCCAUUAGCCCUGGCUGCCAGAGCCAGGGACGAUGGGAUUUCAAAUCUUAACAAUACCCGGCAAGCCAUCCCUGCCUUAAGAGGAGAUAUUUUCGAGCGACCGGUGUGUGUAGGUGUGUCGUUGCCUUUGCUACAUGUACAGGUUUUCCUUGGGAUCAAUUUGUGAGAUUAAACCGAGCUUCUGCCCACCAGACAUAUGAUAGAAUCUCAUUCCAGCAUAACCAUUUUUUGGCCUCUGCCACCAUGGUGGUUUUGAGCAAUCUGUUUAGCUGCACAGGGUGAUGAAAUUGCAAGAGCGUGGCGCUCUGGAUUUUCACAAAUGUUGUAUGCAUCUACCUCCCCCAUGUUCUCUGGAAUUACUACUACAUUUUUUUUUAAUUUGGGAAAAAAGAAAAUAAAAUGACCCUCAAACGGGUCCCUUGGUUGCGUGGCUUCUCUUUAUGGAGGUGGGCUGGACUUCUUGAGCGAUAUAUGAUGGGUGGGAUCUCGCUCUUCUCUGCAACCUGUCCAGAAA
Molecule: messenger RNA, 1783 nt
Organism: Pogona vitticeps (central bearded dragon)
Lineage: Eukaryota; Metazoa; Chordata; Lepidosauria; Squamata; Agamidae
Source: RefSeq, a predicted model, not a curated record